Messenger RNA from Triticum turgidum subsp. durum (durum wheat), 351 nucleotides. The record is from the annotation of a GenBank genome assembly. NCBI's taxonomy places the organism in Eukaryota, Viridiplantae, Streptophyta, Magnoliopsida, Poales, Poaceae.
AUGGAGUCCAAGGCGGCGAGGUGCCUCUGCAUGCUGGCGAUGCUCCUGGUGGCCGGGCUCGGGGCGGCGCGCGGCGCCGGGGAGUGCGGCCGCGUCCCGGCGGACAGGAUGGCGCUCAAGCUGGCCCCGUGCGCGGCGGCCACGCAGAACCCGCGGGCCAAGGUGGCGCCCGGCUGCUGCGCGCAGAUACGCAGCAUCGGGCGCAGCCCCAAGUGCCUGUGCGCCGUCAUGCUGUCCAGCACCGCCCGCCAGGCCGGCGUCAAGCCCGCCGUCGCGAUGACCAUCCCCAAGCGCUGCGCCCUCGCCAACCGCCCCAUCGGCUACAAAUGCGGCCCAUACACCCUGCCAUGA